AUGAUGGUUUCGACGCAGGAACACGCUGACCAUCAAAAGAUUGGUGAAAGAGUCAAAAUCAACGUGGGUGGCACAAUCUUCGAAACCACUAUCUCCACCCUUACCAGAGUGGACAACAGUGUGCUUUCUGCGAUGGUGGCAGAUCGCUGGCGGAAUCAGGAAGAAAUAUUCGUGGACAGAAAUCCGACUCAUUUCGCAAAAAUACUAGAUUACCUCAGAGACGGUGAAAAUGUUGUUCUUCCUUCCGAUCAUGAUUCUCGAGAGGCUCUGCGGAAAGAAGCUGAGUUCUAUAAUCUUCCUGGCCUUGCAAAGAUGUGCGUUCCUUGCGCAUUUACCAAAGUCGAAGGAGACUCAAUGGAAGCCAUCAAAGCUGGCGAUAUCGUACAUUGGAGGGAAAGCGUCAUCGAAGAUUAUUGCAUACAUUUUUUCAGGUACCUGUACGUACAUGAUCGUUGGGGCGGUUGGUCAAGAUGUAUGUCUUGUGGGAGAGACACGAGGGAUAACAUUGGUCCCACAUUCCCUCCAAGUGAUGACAAUGGCAAAAAAAUCACGAUCAGCAACGAAUACUGGAGAUUGCUGAAGCAACAUAUGUUAUACAUGAAAGGGAAAGCGACACAGACUGAUAUGUCUUGUUGUGAGGUGCAAUGGGGCCGCGAGAUGCAAACGCACGUUCCACUGUAUGCAUUGCGCUUGGCUAACUCCAAAAACUCUCCGGCACAGCCGACAUCUUCGUAAUUUA
Cylicocyclus nassatus is the source of this 739-nucleotide messenger RNA. NCBI's taxonomy places the organism in Eukaryota, Metazoa, Nematoda, Chromadorea, Rhabditida, Strongylidae. The record is from the annotation of a GenBank genome assembly.